Molecule: messenger RNA, 171 nt
Organism: Racocetra persica
Lineage: Eukaryota; Fungi; Glomeromycota; Glomeromycetes; Diversisporales; Gigasporaceae
Source: the annotation of a GenBank genome assembly
GGAAAAGAUAUUGUAUUACAAGAUGAACCUACUAAAACCAAAUUGUCAAGACAGGCUCGUAUAUAUAAAAAUAAAAAAUUUAGAAGUGAGCAAGAACAAAUCAAGAUGUUUUAUAGUUCAAAUAAUAAUAUUUUUCCAGUAAUUGAUGAUAUUACUUUUGAUCCAUCUUGA